This is a messenger RNA of Bactrocera latifrons, 5888 nucleotides long. RefSeq lists its product as uncharacterized. Lineage: Eukaryota; Metazoa; Arthropoda; Insecta; Diptera; Tephritidae. Bases 2109 to 5141 code for a protein of 1010 amino acids. Gene Ontology annotation, molecular function: protein binding. The transcript has a single exon. The record is from RefSeq and is a predicted model, not a curated record.
CGAGCGGUUGGGUGUAUUCGUGCAAGCGGCGUUAUUAGGUUUUAUUGCCAAUUGUAAUGAAAUCAUUUCAUUAAAGUGAGCCAAUUAUUAGUUGCGGAAAAUUGUGAAAUCAAGUGAAGCGCACAAAGUAUCUAACGGUUAUUUAGCGCUGGCAAAAGCCUGAAGUGCCACUGUGAAAAGUUAUUGGUGCUUGUGUGUAUAUGCGUUGAUCGGAUUUUCCAUGCAUGUAAAUGCCAAGGAAGCUUAGUAGAAAUUUUCGUGAAUAUUCGUGUAAUUUACUGAAUGAAAUGAACGACAGCGUGUCGAAGUAAAAAAUCGUUAAAGGCGAAAUUGUGCCAAACGAGCAAACAGCCGAAGUUGCAAAAGCAAAUAGGCUGGCAGGCUGUUAGGCAGUCCGUUAGCCAGUCAACAAGCCAGUAACGCGCAUAGUUUUCGGAGGAUAAGUUUUGCAACACGCUCACGUUCUAACCCAUGUUGCGGCAUUCAAAGGGGGUGUGAAAAUUUCACAUCCUUCACCCAAGCACGGUGCGUGUGUGUUUGUGUCUCGAACUCCUAGUGGCUAGCAUGCUAGGAAUAUCAUAUGCAAACAACAACAACAAAUUAAGUGAAAUACAAAAUCGCGUGCUAUUGACCAGCGCAUGUUACAGAAAAAAAAUUGAGAUUCGCACGCGCUACAACAACAAUUUUUAAAUGAAGUGCGUUCCCAAAGGUUCGAUAUUUGUACUUGAACUGCCGAAAAUAGCCAAGUGCUGCUGGCAGGAGUGUUAAAUUUAGUCGGUUCAUGCAAAUUUGAACCGUGGCGCGAAAUCUGAACGCCCAAAUGUGUAUGCUACUAGAAACCGUUAAUUGCUACGAAACAUGAAAUUCGCAAGUUAAUACAUUGACGGACCUACGCCACACUUAUGUAUGCGGUGCUCCGGUGGCAGAAAUUGUGUUGUACACGUGAAAGGCACGUCACUCACGCAUCCUGCGAGGCUAAUCACAAAACAUUUGACCCAAACAAAAAUAUAGCUAAAAAAUACCCUGAAGAAAAAUCGUGAAAAUAAAAAUGAAAUGUGUGAAAAUCAUGUUGGACGCCUAUAAAAUCAGACGGAUUAUGGCCAUUGUGCAAAGCGACGACCGCCAGACACUUCACUCAUGGGAAAUACACACACCCACACACUCACACACGCAUUAGCACACACACCCCAUUGUAGGCCUAAAAUUGGCUAAAAUCUAAACAAAAGUGAAACCGCAAAGCAAAGCAAUAAAAAUUAAGCCGAAAGGUGGUGCGAAGGACACGCGCGAAACGCAAGAAUGCGUGCUUUGUGUUAAUUAAAAAAGUUGAGAGGCCAAAGUCUGUGUGUGCAAAGAAAAUAUAAGCGAUACACGCGGGCUUAACUCAAGUAAUAACAACAACUACGCGCUGCAGACACAGCAAUCCUUUCGCGUGAGCAGCGGAAUUUAAAGCAAAGCGUCAAAGCAUAAAAGGACUGCAAAUGACGCAUAGCUCAGCGGCAGCAGCUUCGAUUUUGUUUGCUCGCUGUGUCUAACUUUGGUUUUGGUGUGAAACCUUGUGGCAGAUCAACAACUGGAACCGCGAAAAAGUGUUUGCGAAAGACAAGUGAGACAACGUUUAAGAAGUUCUUUACCUUUUCGAAGUCGAAUUAUUUUUUAAGUUAUUUUCUCGCUUUUUAACGGCGCUACUGUAGGCUCCAUAUACGCAUAGCUCGCGUAAAACCAAUCGCGUGACGAAUAMUGUGUAGGAAAAAUAUUAAUAAUUAAUUAAUCUCCAACUUGUAGUAGACAGACCGCACGACUUGCCACUUCUUGAGCAUGCAAGCAAGUCAGUGAAAAAGAAAUAAUAACAUAUCCAAAAAAGAAUAAAAAAAUAGAGUGAAAAAAUCAUCUCCCUUUGAGAUUAGAAAUUAAAAUACUUAAAUGUGCGCGGCGAACACAGUUGCAAGAAGGACUCAUGCCACGCGAGCACAACCAAGUGAAAUUCGACACAUACUUUCAUAUAUAUUCCAAAGAGAGACAAGUCAUGCAUUCGUGUGCAUAAAAAAUACCUAAGCUCACAUAUCUAACAAAAAAUAACAGCUGAGGCAGUUUCUAAAACCACAGAAAUCAUGCAAAAUCGACAGCGACAACAGUGUAUCACCUGCCACUGCAGUCACAGGCAGCAGCGCACAACGCUUCAACAAUACCAUCACCAACAUCAAUAUACACGACAGCCGCAAGGUCGGCUCAAAUAUCGCACAACAACACGCCGGCUGCCACCACUGUGGCCGUUACUUCUCUCCACACUGCUGCUGACCGGCCAGCCACCUAGUUCGCUAGCCACACGCUUCAACCGCCAAAGUCAGGGCCACAUUUCGUACGGCGCCGCAAGUGGCGCCAACAGCCUGCCCUCGCCGCACUUUCCACUCGAUGCCAACAGCGCGUACGCGAGCAGCGGUGCCGCAGCCGGCAAGCAUCACGCCAACAUGAACAAUGAUGUUUACUCGGUGGCCGACAGUCAGGCCAUGACCGAUGAUUAUAUGGCGCAAUUUGGCAAACCACCUGCGUCACCGCCACCACCGAUAAUACCGCCAUAUCUGACGCACACGCAUUCGACGUCCGCCGACAGCACGCUAAUCGUGCACCACCAACCGCACCUGAGCAGCUGUCAGACGGUGUGCGCGUGCAAGUGGAAGGGCGGCAAGCAGACGGUGGAGUGUAUCGAUCGGCAGCUCAUACAGAUACCGGAGAACAUCGAUCCGUCAACACAGGUGCUGGACAUGUCGGGCAAUAAGUUGCAGACGCUGUCCAAUGAGAAAUUCAUACGCGCCAAUUUGCUGAAUUUGCAGAAGCUGUAUUUGCGCAGCUGCAAAAUUGGUGAAAUCGAACCGGAAACGUUUAAAGGUCUUACCAAUCUCGUCGAACUGGACUUGUCGCAUAAUUUGCUGGUUGUCGUGCCAUCGUUGGCGCUUAGCUAUAUCUCAUCGCUGCGUGAGCUGACGCUGGCUUCCAAUCAUAUACACAAGAUCGAGUCGAACUCGUUCGCCAGCACGCCGUCAUUGCACAAGCUUGAUCUGUCGCACUGUGACAUUCAGUCCAUAGCACCGCUUGCUUUCGAUGGUUUGGAGGGCUUAACUUUGCUCCGUCUUAAUGGCAACAAGCUAGGUGUUUUGCAGCCGCGUACGAUCGAAACACUGAGCAAAUUGCACGGCAUUGAACUGCAUGACAAUCCAUGGCUCUGUGACUGUCGCAUGAGAGAUGCAAAACUCUGGCUGACCCAAAAGAACAUACCAUAUCCCGUAGCGCCGUUAUGCGCCGGUGGGCCCGAGCGCGUCGUCGAUCGGACCUUCUCCGAGCUGCAGGUGGAGGACUUUGCUUGUCGACCGGAAAUGCUGCCUAUUAGUCAUUAUGUGGAGGCGACGAUGGGCGAGAACGCUUCGGUAGUAUGUCGCGCUAAAGCCAUACCUGCGGCCGUUAUAAAUUGGUACUGGAAUGGCAGACUGUUGUCAAACAACAGCGCGUUCAGUUCUUAUCAACGUGUGCACAUCUACGAGAACGGACACUUUGAGAAACAUUCGCGGUUGGUGCUCACCAAUGCGCAGGAAACAGACUCCAGUGAAUUUUACUGCGUGGCGGAGAAUCGUGCGGGCACAGCCGAGGCCAACUUCACGCUGCAUGUAAGUAUGCGUGCCGCAGGCAUGGCAUCACUCGGUAGUGGUCAAAUUGUGGGCCUUAGUGCUGCUUUGGUAGUUUUAAUUGUAUGCAUUUUGCUGGCGAUAAUGUUUCUGCUGAUGCGUGUCAAGCGGCAGCCGUACACCGAAAGCAAAACGCCCAACCAUAUGGAGGUGGUGACUAGCGUCAACCAUCAAAACUCCAUAACGAACAAAACUCAACCCAUUACCGGAAAUGGCAGCAUAGGCGGCGUCGUCAUAGCCAACGGCGCCAUACCGAACUGUAUAGACACAUCAGGCACGCUAGAGCGGAAGGGCAGCGCAGCGAUGUCAGCGAAUGAGGGCGGCUUCACCAAUCCUGUGCAGAAACCGCCACGCCUCACGGACCUACCAUACUCAGCCACUGGCUACGACAACAACGGCUCUGCUUUGUCAACGGCGCCUUGCUACCUUUCGCCUACAGCAUCGGCUGGCAACAACCCAGAUCUCAUUAAUGACACAAAACGUUUCGGUAGCGAUGAGUUUGCUGAUCUGAAAAUACCAGCGAUACUGACUGCUAAUUUGGGCACCGAACUGGGCAACUCUAGCGGCGAGUACAGUCGCGCUGGCGGUUGCGACUCACUCUAUCCCUCUGGACUGUGGGAGAAUACGCCAGCGGGCACCUCUUCAGCGGACGAUCUCUUCAUGAAGCGCUACACCGACAAAACGCCUAUCAUUGAGUCGAACCAACUUUACGAUCUGCAUGAGCGAACCGUCGACUACUUCAGCAAAACAUUUCCACGAACGCAUUACAACAACUUGCAGCUGGCCGGCGGUUGUGCGUCUACCAACGGUAGUAAUGGCGGUGGGGUCGGCGGCAUGUUGCACAAUCCGUCCACGUCAUCGGCCGCGCUGCUGCACAAUUCGAACGGUGGCAUGGGCGGCACCCACUCAACCGCCUCAACAACCACCACCAAUCUCUCAGGCUCAUCCAGCGCGUACGUGGGCGGCGGCUACCCCAAUGACUACGGCCUACCAUUGGUGCCUGGCGCCGAGCACCAACACAACCAUCACCUGCAAAUGCAUCCACUACAACAACUGCAACAGCAUAUGACGCCGGCAGUGGCGAGCCAACAUGGUCUUGGCGGCAGCGCCAGCGGCAGCGGCAACAGCAGCAACCACAGCAGUCCACACUUCAGCAGCAGAACACUGCCACGCCUGCACGAGCACAGCGGCAGCAGCAGCAGYGGCGCUGGACUCAGCAGCUCCAGAUCCUCACCCACACCAGCGACGACCGCAGUGGCGGUGACGGUGACGCAAAACGGCACGGGCCAAACGCACACUUCAAUACUGCCGAACGGACAGCCGGUGAACGCCAAGACAAUACGCGUGUGGCAGAAGGGUGGCGUGCCAGUGCUGCCACCGGUGACGGCGCUGAAGCGCGCGCUGACGAGCAGCAGCCGCAACUCACCGGACGAGGGCUACCAGGAGGGCUGCGGCACUGACGUGUAAAACGAGCCAGCGACUAGCAACAGCGAGACGUUCCUUACAUUAUAGGCGCAAAGGUACUUGGUGAAGUGCGACGGCGACGGCGACACAAUCUUUUUGAUUUUCCAUAUAAGUUUUGUAUAUUUUUGUGAAUUUAGCAAUUAGUUUAUGCUUAAGUUGUUGAAUUUAAGUGAGUUUUUGCACACAGCUGUACGCAGAGCGCGUCAAAUAGUUUGUAAUCACAUUAUUUUUUUUUUUUUUUUACUAAUUUACUUUCUAUCUAAAAGAAGAAUAAUUUCGCGCAUCCAUACUAAUACUAAUACUAAUACAAUUGACUGCAAACGAGGAGAGAAUGACGACGAUUAGAUUUUUGUACUGAGCAGCUGCGCUCCGCACUCGGCCGUUUGUGAGGCUGACGGAGCGCGGACCUGCAUAACUACUACUACUGCAGUUCGCCAGUGGUAAUAAACGUGAAUGUGAUAGUGUUUGAGUAAUUCAUAACUAAAGAUAAUAAUUGAAAAUUGUGUAGAAGGAUGUUACUUUUCAUUUAAUAUAAAAAUAUAUAUAAAUAUAUAAUAUAAUAUAAUGUAUGCAUAAGUCACAGGAUAAAUGAAUUUCGAAUGCAUAACUACAAGUAUACUUUUAGGGUUAAUGUAAAUAAUUACUAAACUACUAAAGUCGUAAGAGCAGCACGUAGUUAAGUACCAAAUAAAAAGUAAAAAUAAGUGACAUUCAAAGCAGACGCAGUGUUUCAAAGUUGUGAAAAUAUAU